CUAUCAACCGUAAUCAGCUCCACAUUUGGCCAGACUGUUUCGACUUUUCUUUGCUUGAGUAAUUGUGCAACGGUUUAAACUUGUGACAAAUAUGUUUGAUCAGUUUAAAAUUGCUUAAAACCAGCAUAGAAUGAUAAAAUGAUGAAAUUCAAAGUGGUCCACGUGCGAUUCUUGCUCCUUCGAACAAUUGUGGCAUAUCUCGCGUUGAGUGGACGUAAUGUCGCGGCAGAAGAUUUCGGAAAUUUGGAUGCCCACGGAGCGGUGGAUUGUGUCCACGAUGUGGCACCACGGUUCGGGAAGAGAAUCUGCGAUUGUGGCUACCGGAACGAAGACUUUAUAGUGCCCAGGUUUGACGGCAGUACAACCGAAAUCGAGCUGGUUAACUGCAAAUCGUUGCUAAUCAAGUCCGACACUUUCUUGGGCCUAUUCGGACUUUCCCGACUCAGUAUCAUCAACGUAGAAAACCUAAUCCUGGAACCUGGUGCGCUAAAUUUUGCACGAAAUGAUCCCGCAGCCCGGCUAAAAAUCAGUUUCAUUAAUAACCUCAUCGAGGAACUACCGUCGAACCUAAUCAGCGGACCAAUCCACGAAAUCGCCUUAGUCCGAUGUCGAAUCGGAGUGUUUCGGCCGUUCAGCGUGGCAAACAUCGGAGACCGGUUGGAAACUCUCCGGAUGGGGGAGACGUUCAUCAACCGAAUAGAGCGCCACGCGUUCAAGCGCUUCAACGUGAACAACAUUUUGCUUGAGGGCAGUAAAUUUGUCGCGCCAAUUUCAUCGCAAAGUUUCUACGAGGUCGAUGUGCAGGAACGGUUCGAUAUAAGAAAUUGCUCGUUUUAUCAACUGAUGCCGAGUGCGUUCACCAUGAAAAACGUGACGCACCUACAAAUCCAGAAUAGUGAGUUUGAAAAAAUUGAUGGAGAAUCUCUAAAUUUGCAAAUUAGAAAAAGUGUUCGAAUAACUGGAAAUUAUUUCAACAAAAUUAACGAUGCAGCAUUUAUAGCGAUUUCCCUGGACAGUUCCUAUUUCAGUAGAAACUCACAGAAACCUGCGCUGCAAUUUUCCAACAACCGAAUAGGCCAGUUAGAUCAAUCAAACGCGUUGCGUUUUUCGGACGACUUUAACCUGCAGCUAGAAGGAGUGCACAUUGCUCACGGCAUAUCCUGCAACGACGUGGUCUCGUUGGAACAAUCCAGUCUGUUCAAAAGCCAUCCAAACGACAUCUUCUUCAGCACUUCCGGAGCUGGAAACGAGUUCAAAUCGUUCAACGACAUUCGCCGGGUGCAAUGUUUGGAGAAUAAUUUUUGGCUGUAUUUAAUAAUCGGUGUGACAGUGGGUGCUAUUGUUCUAGUUUUAAUUUGCUCAAUCGUUUCGUGGUAUUGCUUAGCGCAGAGGAGAAAGAAGCUACGCGCGUUGGAGGUCGUAAUGCCGGAACCACGGACCUAUCGCGAGACUCAGAUCGUGAUGCAGAUUGAGAACCAUGGUCUGUUAAAAACGGAUUUAUGAUUUGAGUUACAGAAAAGGUGUGUUAGUUUUGCUUAACUAGCGUACUCAAGCCUAAAUCUGGCAAAAGCUAGUUUAGUGCCCAACACAAUACCAUUAAUUUAUCCUUUGGUCAACACGUGACGAUCAACAGGGUGAUUUAAGAUGCCUAAAAGUUAUAGCUAGUACAUCGAAGUAUGUUAUCGUUCCCAAGUAGAAAUUGAAUGUAAGAAACUCAUGUUUCUUACAACUAAAACGCAGCAGAAAAAAUCCUUUCUAGUCAAAGUGUACUUACGUAAUU
Molecule: messenger RNA, 1780 nt
Organism: Culex quinquefasciatus (southern house mosquito)
Lineage: Eukaryota; Metazoa; Arthropoda; Insecta; Diptera; Culicidae
Exons: 5
Coding region: 139-1503 (454 amino acids)
Source: RefSeq, a predicted model, not a curated record